Molecule: messenger RNA, 444 nt
Organism: Helobdella robusta
Lineage: Eukaryota; Metazoa; Annelida; Clitellata; Rhynchobdellida; Glossiphoniidae
Exons: 4
Coding region: 1-444 (147 amino acids)
Biological process (GO): GPI anchor biosynthetic process
Cellular component (GO): endoplasmic reticulum membrane
Source: RefSeq, a predicted model, not a curated record
AUGCAGUCACUUGUUUAUGGGUUCCUGAAAUGUUUUGGAUUACUUAUCAUCACCACUUUGGCAUUUCAUCUAAUUUCUAUCAUGUAUGGAGCACCAAUGUUUGAGAAGGCCAUUGAAACAUUCAACUUAUCUCUUCUAAUCAGCUUUUUGGCUGUUUUGCCAACAUUUGUUGCAGCUAAUAAAUCCUGGAAUAACUGGCUUCAAAUCGUUUUCAUGCUAAAUUGCAAAGAGGACUUGUUGCUGUAUCAAACUGUCUUUACUUGCUUCAGUACUAUUGUAGGAGCUUGGUUGGGUGCAUUUCCUAUUCCUCUGGAUUGGGAUAGGCCAUGGCAAGUGUGGCCCGUCAGUUGUGUUUAUGGGGCUGUUCUCGGUCAUUGCCUCGGAGUUUCAGUGGGCACUGUGAGAUUGUUAAUGCUACACAAAUACAAAAAUAAGAGAAAAUAA